Messenger RNA from Mesorhabditis belari, 4638 nucleotides. NCBI's taxonomy places the organism in Eukaryota, Metazoa, Nematoda, Chromadorea, Rhabditida, Rhabditidae. The record is from the annotation of a GenBank genome assembly.
AUGCAUAAGAGCGGCGACUAUGAAAGGAUUCAACAACGAAGACGCAAGAUCGAGAUGUAUAAAGUGGAAAGGGAGAAAAGGGCGAAACUAAUUCUCGAGCAAGAGCUCACCGAGCGCAACACUUUUGAGGAACAGAAGCGCUCUGAAGAACAAAUGCGUUUGAUCAAGUUAGGCAAGGAACACAAGCUUUUGCGUCAAAAGUAUCAUGAAAAGUUGGAAGCGGUUCGCAAGCAUCGUCUUGCGGUACGUGCAGCUAAAAGGCGUCUCGCACGCGUGCAAGAAUGGGAAGAUAAAAAAGCUGAAGAUGAGAAGGCACGUCUAAAGGCUGAAGAGAAGGCAAGGAAAAGGAAAUACGAAGAUGAAUGCAGGGAACGGCACUCUUCUCAAAUCAUUUUGUACGAUGAAGUUGAUGGGGAAGUAAAGAUCUAUCAACCAGUCAAAACGACAUCUCCUUGGAAAGGCGCUCAAGCCUAUUAUUCUGUGACUUGUAUCGGAGCACUGCCUUGGACCCAACAAUCAAUGAAUUUCUAUGGAACACAUUUGAAACAUUAUCGUGGUCUCGGCAUUUCUCUCGCAAUCCCAACAGAUAUCGAGGAAGAUGGCUUUUUUGUUGAUGUCUAUCAAAAGGAAUCAUUCGUCUUACCCUCCUGGAAAAAUCAUGAUCAAACUGCGUUUUUGUUAAAGGAUCGACUGAUGAAAAGAGCGCCGACAACUCUAAGAUUUCUUUUGAUGGCAAUGAUGCCUGAUUUGGAUCUACCCAUGAUUCAAAGCGAAGAAGCCGAGUUGCAACGGGAGGAUUUCCAUGGCUACUUUGAAGAGUUGAAGGAAGGCCGAAGGAUUGCACCACGAUACGAGCUUCAGAUGCAGGACUUAACCGCAACUUUGAGGCCGUACCAAGAAGAGGCUGUGAGGUUCAUGAUACACAAAGAGUUACACCCUCAACUCAAAGCAGCCACCGAAUUCUCUUCAAUUGAGGUUCAAGAAGGUAUCUACUAUUUUCCAUAUUGUGGCCUAUUUGCGAAACAAAGAUGGGAUAUCGAACUUUCUCUGCAAGGAGGGAUUUUGGCGGAAGAAAUGGGAUUGGGGAAAACAGUAGAACUGCUCGCUUUGAUCUCCACUCGAAACCCGAACAAUCCAGACCCGGACAUCAUUAAGAAAAAUCAUGUUAAGAAGAGAAGAGAAGAUCCAAUUGUGGAGACGGUUGAGUAUCUCGUUUCUUCUGUCACUGCUUCGAUUGAAGGAGAUAUGGGAAUCAAAGAAAUGGACAAAAUCCGAGCAAAAAGUGUAAAAGGCGUCCUCAACUACAACAACCAGCUGCCAAAUAAGAGCAAGAACUUUUGGUUAACUUGUGUCUCUUGUUAUGAAAGAUGUUGCUCCGAUCGAGUCACCUUGCCGGCAAACUAUGAUACAACGAAUUUCAAGUGCCCAACAUGCAUGAUUGAUGAAACAGUCGAUGCCGGAGCCACUUUAAUCGUUGUCCCUAGCUCGAUUCUCUCACAGUGGUAUGAGGAAAUUCGGAGACACAUUCGAGAAAAUGUCACUGUUGAUUUGUACCAAGGAGUGUUCGUUCAUGGAUACAAACAUCCAGAGCUUCUGGGAAGUCAAGACAUCGUUUUGACCACCUAUAGUGUCCUUGAAAAGGAGCUCUAUCUUGUUGACUGGAAACCAAAAGAAGGACUCCGGAAAAUGGCUCGCGCUCAACUCUCCCCGUCGCCUCUUUUGUCGAUCAACUGGUGGAGGAUCUGCCUGGACGAGAGUCAAAUGGUUGAGGGAGGCACAAGAAGAGCCGCUCUGAUGUGUCACAAGUUGCGUUCAAGAGCAAGGUGGUGCGUCACUGGCACUCCACUACAGAGAUCGCUUUCUGACAUUGGCGGCCUACUCAGUUUUCUUGGAAUCUUCCCAUUCAGCGUCCCCGAGAUUUGGUCCAAACUUCAUUGGGUUCAAUACACCCACGGUGACAAGGAUUUCCUUCUGAAUUUCAUUCGCCAGUUUUUCUGGAGGAACAACAAGCAAGAUGUGAUAGAUCAACUGAAUCUCCCGCCAAGAAAUGCCAAUCUGACCACUUUGGAUUUUGCCCCGUUAGAGGAGAGGACUUACCAGAUUGGACUUGAAGUAACAAAGCAAGCUCUAAGUAGAGAUCUUCGAACAUCGACUAUUGAGGAAAACCCGGAAACUCUCUUGAAAAAUCUCAAUCAAAAGCUGUUCACAAAAAUUUGGAGUCGAUUGUGUUACUUGAGAGCUUCAAUUGUGACAGCGACUGGCGAAGGACUUGGUUUGGGUACAGUGCUGGGCAAUACACCGAAUGUCCUCUUUGCUCGCCUUCAUCUCCGUGGCCGACGAGAUUUAAUGGACAAGAAUCGGACUCUGAUCGCAAAUCGGCAUGGACUCGCCGGGCUUCAUUUUCUCUAUGGGAAUCUCGAUGAAGCAUUCGAAGUCUACAAACAAGCUUGGGAUAUUUUAUUGGACACAAAAAGAAUCAACGAGAAACUAGGAUUGGCUAGCAAUUCGAUAGAAGAUCUUUUCACAGCUGAAGAGCUAGAUGUUGAUCGAAAUGAGAACGAAGGAGCUGUUGAAGAAGCCAAAAGAAAGCCGAUUACUGUUGAUUCAACCCAAGUGAUCCAUUGUGGAAAGGCUCUGAAAGCUUUGGCUGAGGUUCACGAAGGAGCCCGGCGGUUUUUCGAAGAACAAACCAUUGGAGAUUAUCUUGCUGGAGCCGCUGGAAGAUUUCUGGGACAAUCACUUGGAGCCAUCCACCUAGCAUCUGCUGACAUCAUCAAAGCCAUAGAAAAAUACAAUGAUGGCCAAUCAAGACUGCCGGAAAACGAGAAAUUCUCAUGGUUGGCUAAAGCUUUGAAUCUCGUGAUGAGCGAUGAAAAUCACGAAAUUGCGAUCUUUAAAGCGAUCGAGGACAUGAGAGGAAAGGACUCACUUGACAAGAAAAGGGCAAACGAUCCAGCGCAGUUGAGGACAACGAACACCUUGCAUAGAGACUUCUACCAAACUGAUAGAUCUGGAGCAGUGACCCCACUCAAAGGAGAUUCCCUUCGGCAACAAAUCUUUUCCGUUGUCAACAAAGCUUCUGACGAGAUCGCUUUCAUUUGUGAAGAAACUGUGACGAUGGUCGACGCUGCCUUAGAAUGUGAGAAAAUCUCUGCCGAUUUGAGGCAAGUGAUGGAAUGUGAUUGUUACAAGGAAUUCAUGAUGACAACUGAGGAAAGAGAUGCGAUGAAUGCGAAGAUAGUGCAUGCAGUGGGAAGAGAAGGGAGAAGGAUGCCGAGAGCCGAAAGAAGCAAUAUUGUUCCUGAUCAAGAACGGUCGUUUAUGAUUCUCACCGAUGAUUUGGAUAAAGAAACACUCCUCAACACUCGAUGUGGGUCUUGUCGAAUCGGUCGACGCAUCCGUGACCUUCGAGAACUACUAGGUGGAACUCGGGACGCAAGUCUUCAAACAGACAGCCGCUUCUCCUUCGAGUUGCUGUGUGCUCGCUUGUUCCGUAUUGCUAUCCGAGUACCAAUGAGUCAAGCAGCGAGCACAAAGUUCAACCAAAUGUACGACGACUUCUGCGCAUGGAUUUCUCAGAUUCGGCCGUUGUUCGAGGCUUCCCUCUCUGCAGUGCAAGCGGUUCAGGAAUUGGCCCACAAACUUGUCGAACUUGAGAACGCAUCAAAGAGGAUCGAAGAGGGUAUGGAGAUUUUCGUUCCUAGAGUCAAUAGAGGAACGCAGGAGAUAAAGGCAAUCGUGAACAAGAAGAAAGAUAAUAGACUGCUCCAAGCCUUCAAAAUCGCGGAUCAACAAUUCGUCGUUGAACGUCAGAAAGAGAUUGAUCUGAUUGUUUAUCUUCGUGCAGCCAAUAUGGGAUCGCCAGGAGAGUGUCCCAUUUGCUACGAGCCUCUCGAGUAUCAGUGGAUGGUUUUCCCGUGUGCUCACGUUGUUUGUCUAGGAUGCUGGAAGAUAUUAAAGAAAAGAUCAACAAUUCUCCAUGAAGAUCAACUUUACAUUCAAUGUAUCACUUGUCGGGCUAAAGCUAUCGAUUACAAAGUGACCAAGGUCGUUUCUUGUCCAAAUGUUGCUGUCAACGACGAGCAGAUGCCCGGAUCGAGCAAGAGAAAGCUAAAGGACAUGCGAAAACAGGCCCCGAAAGAUGUUUCACUUUCUGUCAAAAUCUCAGCAAUCGUUUUGAGAAUCUACGAGAUCGUCAGAGAAGAUCCAAAUGCAAAGAUUCUCGUCUUUUCUUCGAUGGAUUUAGUGCUCCGGGCUCUACACUCAGCCUUUUCGCAAUGUCAGAUCGCCUUUGUUGAGCUGAAGACGAACGCCAAGAGGAAUUCUACGUUGAAAGAAUUCAAGUUGUCUCAUGAUUUGAAGGUCUGUUUGAUGCCACUCUCAAGCGGUGCCAAUGGACUCAACCUCACCGAAGCAAACCAUGUGAUUUUUGCGGAACCGAUUGUCGAAACGAGUGUUGAAGCUCAGGCAAUUGGUAGAAUUGAUCGUUUUGGCCAAACCAAGCCGACUACCGUGCACCAUUUCGUCGUGCAGAACUCAAUUGAGGAGGAAAUCUAUCGAAUCACCCAGAAUCAUCUAUUCGAUGAGGGAUGGACAGUGCAAACGCUCAAGGAUGUCUUCGGGAUUCAAGGAAUUCAA